This is a messenger RNA of Lathyrus oleraceus (garden pea), 387 nucleotides long. RefSeq lists its product as uncharacterized. NCBI's taxonomy places the organism in Eukaryota, Viridiplantae, Streptophyta, Magnoliopsida, Fabales, Fabaceae. The record is from RefSeq and is a predicted model, not a curated record. Bases 1 to 387 code for a protein of 128 amino acids. The transcript has a single exon.
AUGGGGGAAGAACAACAUAAAUGGUUGUCCAAACUUUUAGGGUUUGACUUUGAGGUUAAGUACAAACCUGGAAGGGAAAACAAUGAUGCAGAUUCCUUAUCCAGACAAAUGCAUUAUGCUCACAUCACAACCAUUCAAUGUGAAGCUUGGGAAGGGUGGGAAGAUGAAGUACAUAAAAAUGAUAAGAUAAAAGUUAUUAUGCAGACACUAGUAUCAGACCCUUGUAGCCAUAAAGGGUUUCAACUUAAAGGGGGAAGAUUAUAUCAUAAAGGCAUAGUAGUGAAUCCAAAGCAAUCACCAAGAGUGGCUUGGAUUCUCAAUAAGUUUCAUGAUACAGUUGUAGGUGGACACUCUGGACCACGGUUGUCAAAAUCGGGAUCUCAAUAA